This is a messenger RNA of Colias croceus (clouded yellow), 534 nucleotides long. Its product is annotated as putative protein TPRXL. The transcript has a single exon. Lineage: Eukaryota; Metazoa; Arthropoda; Insecta; Lepidoptera; Pieridae. The coding region runs from base 1 to 534 and encodes 177 amino acids. The record is from RefSeq and is a predicted model, not a curated record.
AUGGAGUCUAAAAAACAUUUUGUAAACACAGAAAAUCCCAAGCAAAUAUCCAUGGACGAUCUUUAUAAUAAUUUUUCACGCGAUGCAAACCUGGUAACUACCGAUACUUGUAGAUCUCCUUCUUUAUUGCAAGAGCAAACGCUACCACUGUCCUCAGUCUACGCUAGUCAGACUAUGGAAGCUGAAUGUUAUGCUCAUCCAAUUGAUGACGAAAUGACAAACGGUACUGGUUUUCCAGAAGCUUCAGAAGAUGUUAUUGUACCAGGUCCUAGCAGUAGAGCAAGAUCCCAUUCAACUAGCUCAACAUCAUCUUCGAGUUCAUCAUCAACAAGAUCAACCUCAUCAUCUUCAUCUAGUGCGUCUGAAUCGGGUAAGGAUUUUUCCCCUGAUGAAGCAGAUUGUGAUCCUGAUUACAUACCGGAAACCCCACCACAGCGUGUAUCGUUUAGCCCAACGCCUCAAAGUAGUAUUUCUGUGCCACUAGUUGAAGAAAAUAAUUUGGAUCUUCCAGAAGAAAACAGAACUCCGAUAUAA